This is a messenger RNA of Oldenlandia corymbosa var. corymbosa, 1041 nucleotides long. NCBI's taxonomy places the organism in Eukaryota, Viridiplantae, Streptophyta, Magnoliopsida, Gentianales, Rubiaceae. The record is from the annotation of a GenBank genome assembly.
AUGUCCCUUUGGGAACAUGAUUGUUAUGGAGAAUUGGCAAAGGCUCAUAAGGUUGUUGAGUUUGCACUGGAGAAUCUGGAGCUAGUUCUAGGCCAAGAAUCAUCAAAAUGCAGAGUUGUUGUUACAGAGAUCGACAGGCAGGAACUUUUGAUGCUCUCUAAUGAUCUCAAAUCCUUGAUGUUUUUCCUCAAAAGGGUUCAGGGAACUUCUUCCAUUCCUGAGAUGGUCACAGAUUUACUAGCUGAAAUUACAACUGUAGUUUGUGAGCACUUAGCUGCCGUUGACUCUUUUCUGUGCAAAUGUGCUGGUAUAAAGUACGAGAAUGAAGAUUCUGGCACAGUUGAUUUUGUUGAAGAAGAUCAGAUUUGUCGAAAAGAUGUUUUUAAUCUUGCUUUAGAUUGGAGGGCUUAUAAUGAAGGUUCUAAAAACUCUGCUUCUGGAAGCUCAUCUGCACCUGAUAAAAUUUCCACAGGGAAACAGAAGAUGGUGAUUGGCGUUGAUGAUGAGGUAAGAGAACUGCUCGACCAACUCCUUGGAGGGUGGCAGAAACUAGAAGUGAUUUCCUUGACCGGCAUGGGCGGAAUCGGUAAGACAACUCUAGCUUACCUAUUGUAUGAUGAUCCAUCUGUUGUUCUUCAUUUUCAUUUGCGUGCUAGAACUUCUGUGUCGCAAUCUUGUGUGAAGAGCAGGAAUGUUGUGUCUGAAUACGGAUUGAAGGAAGUGUGUAGAUUGAUUCAUUUGACUUAUCUGGGAAUUCGACUCAGCGGAAUUGAGAAAUUUCCAGUAUUCAUAUUUCGACUUUGGAGGCUUGAAACCUUCAUUCUUGAACUAGAGAAAGGAGGAAGCCUAACCUUAAGUGCUGAAAUCUAUACCAUGAAAAGGCUGAGGCAUUUCCAUGUUUCUGGAGAAAUGGUUUUCAACAACUCGAAGCCAACAUACGAAAGGUUUGCAAUGAAACCAGGCGUACUAUACGAAUUUGCAGACAAUUUCCCAUCUUUCUCCAUCAGCUUCUGUCUCACAUUUGCUAGCAAGAACUCCUAA